AUGACAGAUUCUGAGUAUUCCUUUGCCACUUCUAUUCUUACGAAUAAGAAUCCUGAGCAAGCUGCCUUGAUAAUCCCUAAUUGCUUGACAUCGUCAACUAACUUAAUCGAGAAGAGCUUGUUAGUAUGGUUCAACGAAUAUACCAAUCGUUUGCAAAAGCAUACACGGGAGCUUCAGACUUUGUUAGAUCAAGGUUCGGGCUUUUUUAAGUCAGACCAACUUCACGAGGAGUUCGGUAGCUUCAGUAAAACUUUCAAUUGCUUGCUUACCUCUCUUGAAACUGAAAUUCAUGCGAACGAACAGGCAUUCAAAAGCAUAAAGUUGGAUAUUAUAGGCCCAUUGAAGAACUUGACAGAAAAAGAUGUUAGAUACUCUGAGUUGAUAAUGAACUCACAUGAGUUGCAAGAAAUAGAAAGAAAUAUAACGUCGGGCCAUAAUAAUGCUGAAUAUCAAUGGAAUCUUCGGGCACCCCAGACAUUUGAAAAUUUUGAAAAUUUCAAAAAGUUUGAAAAGCAGCUAUUAUUCGAUGUAAUUUUGAAUUUUUUCAAUAACCAGAGCCAGAAUCUUAGUAAGCAAUUGCAAAAUAAUGAAAAUUCUGUGAAUUAUUUACUUGGAUGCUUCAAGAUAGAUGAUGAAAUGAAAGAUUACUUGAACUUCCUCCUUAAAAGCGAGUUUAAGCCUGUUCACAAUAAUUUUGGGUUACCAACAUCGUCACAUGCUUCCGCGGGUACCUUUAAUCAUAAGAAGACUUCCGCACCUCAUGAUUCGACAUCGUUAGCUUCCAGUUCUCAUUCUGGUCAUUCAAAGCAUAAGAUGCCUUCCAAAUUAAGAUCUAAAGUUGGUUCAAUUUUCGGCCGGAAGUCUAAAAAAUCUUCUAAAGCUAAAGGCUUAGCUGGAAUAUCUGAGACUGAUUCUUUGACAUCAUCUACACAGAGAUCGACAGAGAAUUUAUCUAAAUCGAGAACCAGAGAUUCUUUAUUAUCUCGAGGAACAAGAACUUCCACAGAUAUGGUUUCCAAACAAGAUCUUUCUUCGAGACAGGCUAAGCCAAAUCUGAUGCUGAAGCCUCCUCAAACACCACGCUCUCAGCAUCCAGCUCAGCAAUAUUCUAAACUGAAUGUUGCACCAUCACUGGCUUUGCCACCUAGCCAAGGUGUAGAAAGUGAAGAUGUCAAUCAGUCCAAUUUUCGACAACUGGUGUCGCAAAACGAGCUUCCGAGUUUGUCAAGUGCACCUUUGACACCACGUCAACCUGAAUUGGGAGCCAACGGCUCCCCAAACGUAGUUAAGUAUAAGGAUCUGUCUUCGUCUUCCUCGUCGUCAGUUUCAAGUGCUUCUUCCCGUUCGGGUCAAGGCAACACUAAUCGAAUGUCGAUGUUGCAGAAGCACGAUCUUGCUCCUGGCAAUCCUUCAGAUCCUCAAUUAUUGAAUUCGAGGCAUAGCAGUGCAGGAAAGUAUAGUUUUGAAACUGGUGAUGAUGAGGCGCCAAUCUCUACCAAUACUCCUGAUACAUUUGCACGCAGCGGUUAUGCUUCAUCAACGCCUGCCGUCAAAGAUUUGACUGCAGAACUGCCACAGACGGUACUGAAGUCCGCUAUUGAUGGUUCUGCCUCAGGGCUUGGAACUACGACUACUUCUGCUGCUACUGCUGCUACUGCUUCUGCAUUUGGACCCUCAUCUAAAGGACGGAAUGAUUCUUUCUCUAGAGAUUUAAAUGGGCAUAAUAUUGGAUCAGAUGUGACACCAUACCUGCAAUCACAAUCAACUUUUUCAGAUCAGAACAGAUAUGCGACAAAAACGGAAGCCCCUCCUCCUCCUCCUCCCCCAUCAAGAAGAGUUAUACAUAGAGAAUCGCAAUUGAGUAAUGAUGAAUCUAAGUCUACUGCUGGCAGAAAUAGAAAAGAUAUUAAUUCACGGAUAUUUCAUGAUCUUCCGGCUGCUAGAGAUUCCAUCGUAGCCCCAGCUAAUGAAUUGGUGAGCCAGGAUACAGGCAAUUCACUUGCGAGAAAGGGUGACGGUUUUAAACAUUUUGAUACGACUCAUUAUGUCGAGCAGAAUGGCUUGAAUGCUUCAAUCGCUGAAGUAAUUAACGUAAGCUUCAAGGAUGGGAAGUUGGUAAAAUCCCAAGUUGUUGGUGAGAUUGCAUUCAACUACAAAUCAUCUGAAGAAGGUUUAGGUUCACUUAAACCUGUGGUUUUGAAAGUCCCAAAUAAAUUUGAAAAGGUUAUUUUAAACCAUUCGUUCGUAGAGCAGGUAAAUGAUACCGAGACUUAUACGAUUGAUCCAGUUGCUAUCAUUUCCAAAACUCUCGGAGGAAUUAGAUACUUGGAAACUUUAAACGAUUCCCAAGUUCCCUUGCUAGUCCAACAGAUCUGGAAAUAUGAAGAUCACCAAUCUAGUCUAAUGAUUAGCCUAAGAUUAAACCCUUUAUUCGGUACUUCAUUACAAUUAAAUGAUUUUGUUGUAUCUGUUGCCUUAGAUGCGUCAGCUGAGGCCACUUCAGCAUCUUCCAAGCCCCAAGGUUCAUUUAGCAAGGAAAAGAAUAGAAUAACUUGGAGAUAUGAGAACCCUUUGAUCUUGUCCUCUUCAAAUCCCGAAGAAAAGUUGAUUGCUAGAUUCAUGACUGAGGGAAGAGGUAGAGAACACUCAAACGGAGUCCAACUAAGGUUUCACGUGGCUAAUCCUCCUAAUUCGCUUAAGAUCCUUGACUUAGAUGAUAAUCUGGAGGUUCCAGCUGAUAGAAGUUUAGUGAGUGGAAACUAUUCUAGUCAUUCUUAA
Priceomyces carsonii is the source of this 2778-nucleotide messenger RNA. RefSeq lists its product as uncharacterized. The transcript has a single exon. NCBI's taxonomy places the organism in Eukaryota, Fungi, Ascomycota, Pichiomycetes, Serinales, Debaryomycetaceae. The record is from RefSeq and is a predicted model, not a curated record. The coding region runs from base 1 to 2778 and encodes 925 amino acids.